Messenger RNA from Hermetia illucens (black soldier fly), 1254 nucleotides. RefSeq names its product solute carrier family 25 member 35-like. The transcript has a single exon. Bases 313 to 1233 code for a protein of 306 amino acids. NCBI's taxonomy places the organism in Eukaryota, Metazoa, Arthropoda, Insecta, Diptera, Stratiomyidae. The record is from RefSeq and is a predicted model, not a curated record.
CGAUAUAUUCGAAAUUCACCAGAUCAUGAGUCAAUGUGAACGUACUUGCCCACUUACUGAAGAUUUUGGUGGCUAUUAAUAAAUGCGCCACCCGACAAUUAUUUAAUCACUCGUCGCUCUCAUUCGUUUCAAUGUUUGAAGUUGUCAAUAUGUUUUCAAUUUGUUAGUCGAACAUGUCUCACAAGACUAAAAGUUAAAUAAACUUAAGUUCUUCCAAGAGGAUUCUCUGCUUCGACCAAAGUAAAAGAUGGCGGUGCCUGUUCGCAACAUAAAACUUAAUGUCUUUUUGGAGUUUUAAAUAUCACUUUCAACAUGAAUUAUACAAACUACAUUGCUGGUGGUCUUGCAUCGGUUGGAGCCACAAUCUUCACUAAUCCCCUUGACGUGAUUAAGACACGCAUCCAACUACAAGGGGAACUCACAGCCAGAGGAACCUAUGUUAAGCCUUAUAGAGGGACACUCCAAGCAUUCCUGACAGUAGCCGAAAAAGAUGGAGUGCUCGCUCUUCAGAAAGGACUAGUUCCUGCAAUAUGUUUUCAAUUUAUUUUGAAUUUCUUCAGAUUAGGCACGUUUUCGACUGCGGGAGAGAGGGGCUGGUGUACUGACCAACAAGGAAGGCCAUCCUUCUUGAGGGGAAUGUUUUGGGGUGCGGCAGGCGGUGCACUAGGUAGUUACAUUAGUAGUCCAUUUUCUCUCGUAAAAACUCGAAUGCAGGCACAAGCUGUAGAGAGUAUAGCUGUCGGACAUCAACACAAUCACGCCGGAAUGAUGAAUGCCUUCCGAGAUAUAUACAGCACUGACGGAGUAAAGGGAUUAUGGCGCGGAGCGGUAGCGGUCAUUCCAAAAGCAAUUCUGGCUAGUGGGAUACAAUUAGCUACUUUCACUACAACCAAAGACUUUUUAAAGCAUAACAAUUUGGUCACUAAUCCGACAUUCAAUUCCUUUAUAGGAGGAUUUGUUGCAGGUACAGCGAUGUCACUUGCGCUGACACCACCCGAGGUAAUCCUUACUCGCCUCUAUAACCAAGGAAUUAAUGAAAAAGGCCAGGGUCUUUAUUAUCGCGGUAUGAUUGAUUGCUUGUGGAAAAUUUGGAGUGUUGAAGGUAUCCAUGGGCUGUAUAAGGGAUUUUGGCCAAGUUACAUCCGUGUUGGACCCCAUUCGACGUUAGUAUUAGUUUUUUAUGAUAAGAUCAUAGCAGCAAAAGAUCGAUUUUGGAAUGAUAACGAAAAAUAAAAUAAAACGUUAGUAUGUUUU